Messenger RNA from Lycium barbarum (goji berry), 1197 nucleotides. RefSeq lists its product as uncharacterized. The transcript is spliced from 4 exons. Gene Ontology annotation, molecular function: zinc ion binding. Lineage: Eukaryota; Viridiplantae; Streptophyta; Magnoliopsida; Solanales; Solanaceae. The record is from RefSeq and is a predicted model, not a curated record. The coding region runs from base 1 to 1197 and encodes 398 amino acids.
AUGGACGACGAAAAAGAUGAAUUCGGCGUAGAUGUUUCUUACAUGCUGGCCUGGAGAGCUAGAGAAAAAGCUAUGAAUGAUUUGAGGGGGGAUCCUGCUGCUUCAUACAAUAAAUUGUCGGCAUAUGUCUAUAUCCUAGAUAAAACAUAUCCUGGAUCACAUGUUAAAAUGCAUAAAUCAUGUGAAAAUGAGUUCCUGUAUUUAUUUGUUGCACUCAAAGCAUUCAUAAAUGGAUUUGAGUGUUGUAGACCAAUAGUGGUAGUGGAUGGUGCACACCUUAAAAGCACGUAUAAUGGUACAUUUGUAUCCGCAAGUACUUUGGAUGGUGCGGGUAAUAUUCUACCACUGGCAUAUGGUUUGAUAGAUUCAGAAAAUGAUAAGUCCUGGACUUGGUUCUUUGAGCAGUUCAAGAUAGCUUAUGGUAUUAGGGAUAACAUGUGUGUCGUGUCCGACAGACACGAAAGCAUAAUCAAAGCGGUGUAUCGGGUGUAUCCUAUUGUUCUUCAUUUGUCCUGCAUAUGGCAUUUGUGGAAAAAUGUGACUAAGAAAUACAAGUCGAAUGAUGAAGUAUUGAGUCUUGUGUUUUAUUCACUUGCCAAAGCAUACACACAGUAUGAGUUCGAUAAACUGAUGGAAAAGAUUGAGAAUGUUGAUAUAUGGGUAAAGGAAUAUUUGGAUGAUGCUGGAAGGGAGAAAUGGUCUCGGCUAUAUUCACCUGUUAACAGAGGGUAUACUUCUCUGUGUUUUUCUGUUGAAGCAUCAACUGAAUAUGUUUAUACGGUUAAUGAUGGACCGCGGCGUUUCAUAAUUGAUUUGAAGAGGAAAACUUGUAGUUGUCGGAUGUUCCAAAUUGACGAAAUACCAUGUUCACAUGCCUGGGCUGUCUUAAAGAGUAAAAAUCUAACGGCUAAUGCAUAUUGCUCAGAAUUAUUCAAGCCAAAUACAGUGGUGAAUACGUAUGAUGUGCCGAUUGAUCCACUUCCCGACGAGAGUGAGUGGAAUGUUCCAACACACAUAUUGGAGGAGGUUGUUCUUCCACCGAGAUACAAGCGACCUCCUGGUAGGCCAAAAAAGAAGAGGGAUAAGCCAUUAAUGGAGCUGAUGAUUGGUAAACGUAGGAAUGUUUGUAGUAUAUGUGGACGUCUUGGUCAUAAAAGGCGUUCGUGUGGUAAUGAGCCACUUAAGAAGAAGAAAUAA